AUGUCUUCUAUUGCCGACGGUGCAGGUACCCGCGGUCCUCCGAACCGGGACGCUGUGGAGGGCAAGCAAGACAUGGGCGCCAAGGAGCCGAACUGGAUGCCUGACCGGUCGGAACAUCCGCUCCUGGCUAUAGAUUCACGCUUCAAGCAUGACCCUGAGCUGCAGUUUUUGUCAUGGCGAGUCCGCAUCUACCGCUACCUGACCUUGGUGCAGCCUCUCGGUGAUGUCUAA
Messenger RNA from Cordyceps fumosorosea ARSEF 2679, 231 nucleotides. RefSeq lists its product as hypothetical. Lineage: Eukaryota; Fungi; Ascomycota; Sordariomycetes; Hypocreales; Cordycipitaceae. The transcript is spliced from 2 exons. The record is from RefSeq and is a predicted model, not a curated record. The coding region runs from base 1 to 231 and encodes 76 amino acids.